AUGUCGGAUCGAACAGGACCAUUCUCAUCUGUGCCUCUCGGUGGUGUUGAGGAGAGCGACAGUUCUGGCGAUGGAAUGAGCCUCACAAGUGGUGUAGAGGAUAGUCUUGGUGGAUCGAAUACUUUCGAGCGCAACGGUCGUACUGCAGACCACUUGCGCCAUCGAGCACAGACCGUGCCGGGUCGCAACAGCGCAUACACACUCGCAGCGACUCCAGAAUCUGCACUUGCUCGUUCGCACGCGUCGCAGCAAACAUCGUGGCAAUCACAAGCGCACUUGGCUGCAGCAUCAACCUUGCAACAGACGCCAGAAGCAGGUGCAAGCAGACAGCUUCACGCCGCACCACCGCGUAUAGAAAGGCAAGCGCCUACAGCGCGAGCAGUAUCACACAUGCUUGCACCGCCUCUUCCGGUGGCUUCGUUUGCAAACUCGAUCGGCGCCAGCCGUAAUCUGUUCACAAGACCAGCAACAGCGUCAGUAACCACCACGGCGGCAAACGCUUUUGGCAGCCCCACAGAGACGUCUAUGUCCAAUUCUUUUGGUUUUGCACCUCGAGCUGGUGGUAGUACAACGCUGACUCUUCCGACAGCGAGGAUCGAGUCUCAACCUGCUCGGCUACAGCCGCCGUCUGCAGCUGCACACACACCUGUUCGCUCAUCAAAUUCAGCGUCGGCAGCCGUAGCGGCGACAACAGGCGUCUCUUUACAUCCCGUAGCCACCCGUUCACCUCCCAUUGCUUCUCCGACGUCUACAAACUUGGACGCAGCCGCAUUGGCAGCCGAACGCCGGAUCCGGGACGCAAGAGCUGCGAGUCGAAACGAAGCAAGAGCAAGACAAAGUGUUUCAUUCUCUGCGACCGUCGCCACUCCACAGAACAGAGAUAUGGGCACAACGUACAACGCUUUACCUGCACCGCCUGCUGUGAACCGAGUAGCUGCUGCAGCAGAAGCAAGAUCUCGUCCGCCUGCCAUGAGGGUCCCCGUCGAUUCGAGCAUUUCGCACCUCGGCAGAGCAGCAAAUCCUCGACUACCCACCAUUCGCAGCGCCCCAGGUGACGCAAACAGAGAUUCAAGUUUUUCCUUCUCCACGGAUGGUUCGGGCGCAUUUGGACGACCUACUGCCACCCGCCUGUUUGCUCCCACCUCCAACACUGCUACUGACACUCGCGAAUCUCCGCUAUGCGCCUCGCGCACCAGCGGUAGAAUCGCCCACCCCCCAGUGGGCGAAGCAUGCGAAGCCGAAGCACAAGACCUCUCGGUCUCGUGGGUCGAUCAAGCAUCCGCUUCCACAUCCGAAUCGACAUGCAUGUCCAACUCGAACCAAUCGUCGGCGGUUGCUGCGCAACUGUCAACUCCACCGGUGGUGCGAUUACGCAAGUGGGACGGAUCAUGUACGCUCGUGCCCGCAUACCUGGUUUCGGAUUCGGCGGAAAGCGCACUGGAAGAACAUGAGUUUGACUAUGAUACGAUUGCGCGUUUCGACAUUGGCUCUUUGCUACAACGGCAUACUGAUCGGGUGAUGGGACGAGGCGAUGUGGACCUCGAUAGCCAACAGGGGGAUUCGGUACAAGCGAUACUAGAGAUCCAACUGGGAUUGAAGGGUCUACAUGGAUGGUAUGGAUUCCGGUAUCGGAAUGCUCGCUCAGACGCAGACACUCGUGGAUUAGUGCAAGACGAUUCAAGGAGCAAAAAAAGGCGACGCACUGCGAGCUGUGACGCUGACGCUUGCACGUCGACUGCGACGACGGAGGAAGCGAACGAUUCCGGCUCCGGUUCCGGUUCGGGCUCUGGUUCUGGUUCAGGUUCCGGCGAUCAAUCCGAGACGCCAAUCGUGGUAUAUGAUAGCUUUGGGCGCGUGCGUGGAUGCAUCCAUUUGCCCAAAUACGCGACCCGCGGUGGACGCGAGUUUCCGCUCCCGUCUCCUAGAGAGUCAUUCAGCUUGCGUCAACACGCCGCUUCAUCGGUCGUCCUACAAACGGCGCGCGUCCUCGCGCACAAAGAGUCGGUCUUGUCGCAACGUGAGCUCUCUGUAAGCGAAUGCAGCGAUUCGUCUGCUCAUGACUCGGCAUGCACUAUCAAACCGCGCCACGUGUACACACAUGUGCUCUCGAUGCGCACCAAGCUGGCCGUCUUCCAACGCGCCCACCGUCCACACCUCUUAAAGGGCCUCCAGAACGCAUACCUCGAUUCCACCCAGUCUAGCCACAUCCUCCACUAA
Mycosarcoma maydis (corn smut) is the source of this 2217-nucleotide messenger RNA. RefSeq lists its product as uncharacterized. The record is from RefSeq and is a predicted model, not a curated record. The coding region runs from base 1 to 2217 and encodes 738 amino acids. The transcript has a single exon. NCBI's taxonomy places the organism in Eukaryota, Fungi, Basidiomycota, Ustilaginomycetes, Ustilaginales.